Messenger RNA from Clarias gariepinus (North African catfish), 882 nucleotides. RefSeq names its product MIS18 kinetochore protein A (gene mis18a). The record is from RefSeq and is a predicted model, not a curated record. Lineage: Eukaryota; Metazoa; Chordata; Actinopteri; Siluriformes; Clariidae. The transcript has 5 exons. Gene Ontology annotation, cellular component: chromatin; chromosome, centromeric region; nucleus. The coding region runs from base 67 to 657 and encodes 196 amino acids. Gene Ontology annotation, biological process: chromosome segregation; CENP-A containing chromatin assembly.
AAUCCGCGCGCGCAGUCAGUCGUUUCUCAUUUGUUUUGUAAACAGAAACACAUUUGCUGUUAUACAAUGGCGCGGCAAAUUAGCCGUAUAGGCCAUAAGGAUGACACAUACGUGGUUUCGGAGGGUUUAUCUUUGGCUGACAGCAGCAGUAAAGUGGAAGAUGAUGGAGAAGGAGACAGCGACGCGCCUGCCAUCUUUCUGUGCGGGAAAUGCAGACUGCCUUUCGGAGACUCGCUCUCAUGGGCCGGGAGCGACGACGAGCAGAACCAGAUCCUGCUCAAGCGUGUUAAUGACAACAUAGUGAUUGGCAAAGAACCUUUUGUCCUUGGCACAAGUGAAGAACUAAGAUGCCUCGCUGUAAAUCUCACCUGUCGUGGUUGCAGCUUCAAUCUUGGACAUUUGUACAUGUCCACUCCAAAGUCACUGGACUACAAAAGGUCCAUUUUCUGCCUCAUGGUUGAAAAUAUUGAGAGUUAUGUUUUAGGCUCCCCUAACCAGCAGGUGGCAGCAGUGGACAGAGAAGAAAUGCCUGUGACAUUAGAGUACAUGGACAACGUGGAGAGGCAGAUGACCAAGAUAAAAUCUCUCGCAGUGACAAUAGGACAGAGACUCUUGGAGAUCGAGGUUGACCUCCAGUGCAAGUCUGGGACGAAUUAACGAGAGCUGCACUGAGCCUAGAGUUGUUCUUCGUGUGUUUGUCUUCUGUUCCUGCCACAAAGCUUUGUUUCAGUAUACCAUGUUGUUGUUUGCUACAAAUCUGGUCGCAUGAUAUCACUGUCAAACCAGUAACAUGCACCAAAAUGUUAUUAAUUUGUUGUUUGCUGUUGUUUUCCUUUUGCUUUUUCUCUUGCUGUUUAUUAAGUAAAAGUAAUUGUUCCUGAA